GAGAAAGAGAAAAGAACAAUCUCAGGGGCUUCCUCUUAAUGCAGUUUGUGAAGAUCACACAGGAAGCAGCAGGUUUGUACAGGAGCAUUUCAGGCAAGGGUCAAAUCAGAAAGAGGAAUCUUUGCACCAAGGCUGCUCCCUUUGUAGGGAGAGAACAUUCCGUAAGAGCAGCCUAUAGUGGUCACAGGCUGGAGUGUGAACUCGGGAGGAGUCAGAGGGAGGAUUAAAACCGAGAAACUCGGAAGUGUGAACCAGCAGCGGGUUUCAGCUCAGAGAAGGUUGAGGUUAUCCACGAUGAAGACCUCCUUCUUUUCCCUCUGCUUGGUGGUGCCCUUUCUGGCCUUUGUGCAUACAUUUGAGCCUUCGUUGGAUGAAGCUUGGUUGAACUGGAAGUCAUUUCACAAUAAAGAGUACACUGAGGAUGAAGAUAAUUAUAGGAGGAUGGUAUGGGAGAAAAACUUAAAACAAAUCCAGCUUCAUAAUCUUGAGCACUCGAUGGGCAAGCACACGUAUCAGUUGGGAAUGAACCAUUUUGGAGACCUUACAGCUGAUGAAUUCCAACAAUUCAUGCAUCAAAUCCACCAGCUUGAAAUGAUGAACUCAACCAGGAAAAAGCCUGCUUCAGCUGGGCCCAAGCCAUUCCAACUUCCUCAGAGCAUUGACUGGAGGGACAAAGGUUAUGUUACUCCAGUGAAAAACCAGCGGCACUGUGGUUCAUGCUGGGCUUUCAGUGCAGUUGGUGCCCUUGAGGGACAGACGUUCAAGAAGACAGGAAAACUCAUCUCUUUGAGUGAACAGAACUUGGUCGACUGCUCCAAUGCAGAGGGUAACCAUGGAUGCAAUGGUGGACUGAUGGAAUAUGCCUUCAACUAUGUUCAGUCUAAUGGUGGGAUUGACACAGAGGAUUAUUACCCAUACACUGCAGAGGAAGGCACCUGUAAGUAUAAUCCCAAUUACAGUCCAACCACUUGCCAUGGUUCCAGGUUCAUAGCCAGAGGUAAUGAAACUGCGCUAGCUGAAGCUGUGGCCACCAUUGGACCAAUAUCAGUCGCAAUUGAUGCAAAACAACUAUCAUUUCAGUUUUACAGAUCAGGUGUUUACUAUGAACCAAACUGCAAUAACAUUGUACCCAAUCAUGGAGUACUGAUAGUGGGAUAUGGAACUGAAAAUGGACAGAACUAUUGGAUCGUUAAAAACAGCUUUGGACUAUGGUGGGGUGACAAAGGCUACAUCAAGAUGUCCAAGGACAGAGACAACAACUGUGGAAUUGCUAACUACGCAGUGUACCCUCUUGUUUAGAAAUCCGAAGAGAGUAGUGUCUCUGUAAAGCAAAACCUACUGCACUUUUUACAAUGUUAAAUAUUUUUACUUGCUAUCGUAUGAUUGUUCACUUAUUACAGGCAUUGGAUUAUGAGGAAAUUCUGGCUUCUUCCCUGAAAUAAAAACUCUGCAGUUCGUGAUGUCAUUAUGGCAAAGUUAAUGAUUUCAGUUGUAGACUCACAUUUUAAUGAGCCUGUCAUUAAUUUUGACAUGAAGUAUGGCCACCUCCAGGAGUGAAGUUACCAUUAAACAUACAUUUCUCUGAAGAAUGCUCCAGCGAUUAGACACAUUAAAUCUAAGCAAUAAAGACACCAAGCUGCUAUUUUCAAUAUCCCCGACCAUUAUUCUCUGAUUUCAAUUUUGUGGAGUCAUUCAAUACUGGAAUCCAGCUUACCUCACAAUGUCUUUGAUAAUGAAUUGGGGAUCUGUGUAUAUAUAAAAGGGAUCAAAUUACAUUUUGUCAAAUGCAUUGUGCAUUAAGAGCUUGGCUGGGUGUGAGCUACUGUAUUUAAAUUGAUAAUAAACAGCAUGUGUGGGAUUCCCAGAAA
Rhincodon typus (whale shark) is the source of this 1868-nucleotide messenger RNA. RefSeq names its product procathepsin L-like. The transcript has 8 exons. Bases 295 to 1299 code for a protein of 334 amino acids. The record is from RefSeq and is a predicted model, not a curated record. Gene Ontology annotation, biological process: immune response. Gene Ontology annotation, molecular function: cysteine-type endopeptidase activity. Lineage: Eukaryota; Metazoa; Chordata; Chondrichthyes; Orectolobiformes; Rhincodontidae. Gene Ontology annotation, cellular component: lysosome.